Molecule: messenger RNA, 368 nt
Organism: Monomorium pharaonis (pharaoh ant)
Lineage: Eukaryota; Metazoa; Arthropoda; Insecta; Hymenoptera; Formicidae
Exons: 1
Source: RefSeq, a predicted model, not a curated record
AUAGAAAACUUUUUAAAGUUGCUACAAGAAGAUUUUGGCGUAUCUGUCAAUAAAACUGUUGAAGAAAGCAUAUUACAAGCUAAGCGCUAUCAAUUACAAGAAUUACCCUCCGUUAGAAGAUAUAAAAUUAUUGCACAAUUUUUACAAACUAAUAGGCGUUUGGCAUUUCAACGUCUCAGUGACACAUUUACUUAUGAUAACUGGCGGCAACUGGCACAAUUUACUCUAAUUUCGGUUCAAGUAUUUAUAGACGAAGAGCCGGAGAAAUUGAACGCAUUUUUAUCGAUGAUUAUAAGCACCAAGAAGGUAUAAAUGAACAAACAAAUCCAGAUUUAUACGAAUCUUUAUCACCUGAAGCUCAAAAAGUA